Chenopodium quinoa (quinoa) is the source of this 2119-nucleotide messenger RNA. RefSeq lists its product as uncharacterized. NCBI's taxonomy places the organism in Eukaryota, Viridiplantae, Streptophyta, Magnoliopsida, Caryophyllales, Amaranthaceae. The transcript is spliced from 9 exons. The coding region runs from base 256 to 1818 and encodes 520 amino acids. The record is from RefSeq and is a predicted model, not a curated record. Gene Ontology annotation, cellular component: membrane.
UUUAAUAUGAUUCGUUACUGACCCCAUAAUUUAUACCUCUCUUGAGAAACCCUUCCUUCCCCAAAACCAGGGUCACAAGCUAUUCUUACCUGACUAAGCAAGUUACACUCUGAAUCUCCCUUACUCUCCUCUUUCCUUUUUCUCUCAUCGAUUUCUCAUGACAAUUCACAAACUAAACCUCUUUUCAUCAUCACUUGAUUUCAGACAACUACUCUCCAACAAUACACGGGGAGUUUACCUUUUCAUUUAUGUCAAAUGUCCAAAUCCAAAUUAACCCAUCACCAUAAUCAUCAAAUUAAUCCUUUCAUCACUUUCUUCUCUCUUUUCUUGCUCUCUUCUUCCAUUCUUUCCUCCAAUCUCCCCUUCGCUUUCGCCUCGCCUUCAUCAUUGUCAGAUUCUAACAUUCAUAGGCGUGAUCCAUUGCAGCAUUUUGAGUUCUAUCAUGGAGGUUACAAUCUUCAAAGCAAACAUUACUGGGCUUCGGCUGUUUUUACGGGAGUUCAUGGGUAUGCAAUGGCGGGAGUGUGGAUGUUAUGUGGAUUAGGAUUUGGGAUUUUCUUGAUUAUCAAGAACUAUUAUUGGAGCAGCAAUAAUCAAUUUUCUUCGGCUAAUCAAUCAAAAUAUUCGAAAUUUUCAUAUUAUUUGGUGUUCUUCCUGCUGCUAUUUUUCACGCUCCUUGCCAUGAUUGCCACAGGAUUCGUGAUAGCAGAAAACCAGAAAAGUCUUCAUACAACAAAGAAACUGAAAGAAACAAUUCUAGGGGCAGGCAAUGAGGCACGCAGAACAAUUCACAAAAUAAACAAAGUAAUGACCAACAUAAAAGCCCUCCUAACUCCAUAUGAUCAAGAAACUUGCAUUCUAUUAGACGCCACAAGUCUACAACUCGGAAAUGAAUCUCACAACAUCAAAAAAUUUAUCCAAAAGAACGAACAUUCCAUUGAUCAAGCUACUUGGGCUCUGUACAUAACAAACCUUGUAGUUGUGACCGUUAACUUGUUAUUUUUGGUUGCUAGUGUAGUUUUGAUCUUGUUACACUGGCACCCAAGAUUCUUCAUUCUGAUAUUCUUUUGCUGGAUAUUAACAAUGGCAUGUUGGUUUUUGACUGGCAUAGAUUUCUUUUUUCACAAUUUUGCAGAAGAUACGUGCACAGCACUUGAAGAUUUCAAAGACAACCCUGUGAAUAGCAGCUUAAGCUCAUUACUGCCUUGUGCAAACGCGUUAAAAUCACAAACUGUCAUCACCGUACUUGGCCAAACUGUCCAUGAUUUUAUAACACAGUUGAAUCUAAACAUGAAAAUAAUGCCCAAGGAGCUUGGAUUAGAUGAAUUGCAUUAUGAAAAUGCUUUUGGAGAUAGGAAAAUUUGUGAUCCUUUUGCUGGUCCACCUGAUUACAAGUAUCUAGCUGGUAAAUGCCCCAAGCAUGCCAUUCCAAUUCGCGAAUUACCUGGUAUUCUUGCUAAAUUUACGUGUGACAAUGAGUUAUCAUCCUUGGAGUCGUGUAAAGGCAAGGGGAAAUUUCUUCCGAAACCAACUUAUUUGAUGGCAUAUGCUUACAUUCGAUCAAUUGAAUACUUGACUAAUGUUUAUCCUGAUUUGGAGAACCUUAUUCAUUGUUCAUUUGUCAAAGAUCGGAUAUCCGAUGUGGUCAUGCACCAAUGCAAGCCAUUUAAGGUCUCUACAUAUGGUUUAUGGAUUUCAAUACUCUGUCUUUCAAUAAGCAUGGUGAUUUUGGUGUUACUUUGGGUGGCUAAAGUUUACCAAGGUCACAGAAGAAGCUUCUCAAAGUGUUCCAUCAUACCAAGAUAUCAAGAACCCUAAAGGGUUAGCCAAACAUUUGAACAUAAACAUACACUAAUACACAUUGCAUAAGAUUAGGCACUUUUUUUUUAUUAAUUGAUUUAUUUUAUUUAUAUAUUGAGUUAUAUUCUUCAAUAAACUUCUUGUAAACUUGUAAAAAAACAUGUAUACAAUGAAAAAUAAGGAUCGGAGAAGAGUACAGGGAGAGGGGAUAAUGGCAAAUGUACAUAUGUAGCUUCGGAUACUUAACAAAGUCGAGCAAAUUGUUUGAGAUUAUCCUUUAUUUUAUUUUAUGUCCACCAUUGUUGUAUAACAAAACUUA